AUGGACCAGCAGUACAUGGAGUUCCUGGCCAAUAACUUCUUCCUGUACUUUGAUGAUAAGAGGCACCACACCGCCGGCAAUGCGCUGACAGAUGAUGAGAAGGCUGCAAACAGGGAUUAUUACCAACCUAUAGCUGACUGGAAAGUUAUGAAAGACCGCCAGAAGACCGUUAGCGCUGCUAUUGUUCUCUGUCUCAACAUUGGUGUUGACCCGCCAGAUGUGGUUAAGACCCAUCCGUGUGCAAAGACCGAGGCGUGGAUCGAUCCUGUGACGUUCAAUGACACGAAGAAAGCCAUCGAGGCUAUAGGGAAGAACUUGCAGAGCCAGUACGAGACGCUCUCGUUGAAGACUCGUUAUAAGCAGUCGCUUGACCCUUGUGUUGAGGAUGUAAAGAGGUUCUGUAACUCGCUGAGGAGAAACGCCAGGGAUGAACGUAUACUCUUCCACUACAACGGCCAUGGUGUUCCUCAGCCAACACAGAGUGGUGAGAUUUGGGUCUUUAACAGGAACUACACGCAGUACAUCCCAAUAUCGCUAUAUGAUUUACAGACAUGGCUGGGUGCCCCAUGUAUCUUCGUCUGGGAUUGCAACAGCGCUGGGAAUAUCGUGACAAACUUCAACAAGUUUGUACAGAAGAGAAUUGACGAUGAUAACGAGGUGAACCACGACCAGCAAUCUCCAUCUCCUGCAACGGCAUACAUCGACUGUAUCCAAUUGGCAGCAUGUAGGUCAAAUGAGCUAUUGCCCAUGGAUCCAGAACUACCAGCAGACUUGUUCACUUCGUGUCUUACAUGCCCUAUAGAUAUAAGUAUCAAGUGGUUUAUCAUGCAAUCCCCGAUUAAGAGAAGCUAUUUCGGUCCGCUGUUGGAAAUGGCAAAGAAUAACCCUAACGGUAACAUUAUCAUCCCGGGUAAACUGACAGAUCGCCGUACCCCAUUGGGAGAAUUGAAUUGGAUCUUCACAGCAAUCACCGAUACCAUUGCGUGGACUUCUUUACCAAGACCUCUAUUCAAGAGAUUAUUCAGGCAAGAUUUAAUGGUUGCUGCACUUUUCAGAAAUUUCCUAUUGGCUACGAGGAUUAUGCCUACUUAUGGCUGUCAUCCAAUCUCAGAUCCACCUCUACCAGAUACCCAGUUCCAUUCUAUGUGGGAAUCUUGGGACUUGGCCAUAGACCAAGUACUCACGCAGAUCUUGAAAAACGUUAAUGAAUCAAGUUCACCGUUGGGGCAAGUAAUUCAAUCCCCAAUGGUUUCACCUCCAACCACCAAUGGGAGUUCAUUUUCAAACUCUCACUCAAAUCAAUCGAGUAAUGGGACAUCAAAUUUCACAAAUGAUCAAAAUUUGCAAAAUUAUCAGCAUUCAACGUUCUUCGAACAACAACUAACAGCUUUUGAACUUUGGUUGAAAUUUGGAUCUUCAGCAAGACAGCCACCAGAACAAUUACCAAUAGUGCUUCAGGUACUACUGUCACAAGUACAUCGUGUAAGGGCACUUGUGCUUUUGUCGCAGUUCUUAGAUUUAGGUCCUUGGGCCGUUUAUUUGGCACUCUCUAUAGGGAUCUUUCCCUAUGUUUUAAAGUUAUUGCAAAGUCCUGCCCCUGAUCUGAAACCGGUCUUGGUGUUUAUCUGGGCACGUAUAAUGGCCGUUGAUUACAAAAAUACACAACAAGAAUUGAUCAAGGAUAAAGGGUUCAAUUAUUUCCUACAGAUGCUCAACCCGAAGGAUCCAACAAAUAAUAUCAACAACGAUCACAAAGCGCUGUGCGCGCUAAUAUUGAGUCUAUUUGUCAAGGGGUUCAAAAAUGGACAGAAAUUGUGCUUCAGUCCAGACCUUGUUGAUAGGCUUUUACAGUACGUUGAAACUUCCGAUAAUCCAUUAUUACGUCAAUGGUGUGCUUUGUUAAUAUCACAACUAUGGGAGGGAAACCAUGAGGCCAAAUGGAUAUGCCAAAAGGAGGGAUUGUUAGAUAGGCUAUACAAGCAAGUUAACGAUCCAAUUCCAGAAGUGAGAGCAUCUGUCAUCUUAGCAUUAAUGGCUUUCCUGCCAGAUCAAGAAGAGGAUGAAGAGAUGAAAGAGGAAACAAACGUUAUCAUGACUGUUCUCUCACUCGCCAACGAUGCAAGUCCAGUGGUUAGAAAGGAGAUUGUCAUUUGCCUUUCGAAAAUUGUCAAGAGGCAUAUAAACAAUUUCAUCGUGUUGGCAUUUAACGAACUACAGAUCGAGAUCUCCACUGUCACUAAUAUCUCAAUUGAGAACAAACAAUCAAUCGGAUAUGGCUCAAUAUAUCAUAUCAUUUUUAAGGCAUUGAUGUUGUUUUCGUGUGACGGAUACACCCAGGUUCAGAUAUAUGCCGAAAAUAUCAUUGACUACAUCUUGAUAAAACUGAGAGAAUCUGAUUUGGGGGAUGUUGUAUCUGAAAUGGAAGAUCUGAUGAUCCAAAGUUCGGCCUCGUCAACUGUUGUGAGCUCUAUUACUCAACCGUUACCAAAACCUUUUAAGAUUAAUGGCACACAACAAAGAUCUGUCACUGUGGGUGAUAAGGAUAACAAAGCACAGGAAAAUUCCACCUCUGGAUUUUCUUUAUUGAGAAGAACGUUGUCGUUAUCGAACAUUCUCAGGCCGUUUGGUUGGUCUUCAAACAAUGAUAGUUCGAAUUCAGCCGAUCCAUCAAAGUCUUCAAUGUCAAAUGUGUUUUUCAACGAUGAUUCCACACUACAUCCAAGGACAGCAAGAUUCGAUGCAAAGGAGUCACAAAAUGAAGAGUUGACUUUACCCUUGAUUUCCAAUUUCUUUGAGUAUAGUGUUGAAUAUUUUCAAGAACCUCAGAUGCAUAAACAUGAAGUCGACGAACCUGGUUCUUUGGAGUAUACGCGUCGUAUUUGGAGGCGGAAUAGGAACGAGGGAAUUAUCAACGAGACUCAGCCACAGAAAAAUCUCUCCCUUCGUGGUGAUUGGAAGACAAAUAUUGCAGUGUUAAAUAACAAGACUCAACCUAAGUUGAUCAAAUUUGCACAAUUUGAAAAUUAUGUGGUAACUUCUGAUGAUCGUGACCAAGUGACGACGUUUGACUGGGAGGAAUCUAAGCAACUUUCCAGGUUCAACAAUGGCAAUCCAUUUGGAACGAAGAUAACAGACUUAAAGUUGAUCAAUGAGGAUGAUUUACCCUUGUUAUUUACAGGGUCCUCUGAUGGUAUUGUGAAGCUUUAUAAGGACUUCCAUUCAAAUACUGAUGUUUCACUUGUAACAUCGUGGAGAGCAUUGACUGAUUUGUUGUUAACGCCUAGAUCAACAGGACUCCUGAUGGAGUGGCAACAGAGUAGAGGAAGUUUAUUGGCUACUGGUGAUGUCAAGAUCAUUAGAAUCUGGGACGCACCUCGUGAAAUGUGCCUCGUUGACAUCCCAGCAAGAUCGUCUAGCGCUAUAACUUCCUUAACCUCUGACCAAGUUGCUGGAAACAUCUUUGUUGCAGGGUUUGGCGAUGGUAGCAUCAGGGUUUAUGAUCGUCGUGUUGACCCUAGAGACUCGAUGGUCAAACUUUGGCGUAAUGCACUUGGUGAGCGCUCUUGGAUUACGAAUAUCCAUAUGCAAAGAGGUGGGUACCGUGAGCUUGUGAGUGGGUCUACAAACUCCACCAUAAAUCUUUGGGACAUUAGAAUGGAUGAGCCUGUUUUGACGUUCAAAGGACAUGAAAAAUCCAUGACGAGUAUCCAGGUCCAUGAGCAUGCACCUGUAAUUGCAACAGGUUCGAGAAUGGUUAGGAUAUGGACGACGAGUGGUGAUCUGGUUUCAAGCUUCAAAAACUCCAGUGGGUUCUCUUCGAGUUUGAAUAACAGAACACCAUUCCUCAGUUCAUUGGCAUUACAUCCACAUCGUAUGAUGUUGGCUGCAAAUAACCAGCACGAUCCUUACAUUAACAUUUAUAAGUGUACAGAGACUCAUCAAGAGUGA
Williopsis jadinii is the source of this 3948-nucleotide messenger RNA. RefSeq names its product ubiquitin-binding TORC1 subunit KOG1 (gene KOG1). The record is from RefSeq and is a predicted model, not a curated record. The coding region runs from base 1 to 3948 and encodes 1315 amino acids. The transcript has a single exon. Gene Ontology annotation, cellular component: cytoplasm; TORC1 complex. NCBI's taxonomy places the organism in Eukaryota, Fungi, Ascomycota, Saccharomycetes, Phaffomycetales, Wickerhamomycetaceae. Gene Ontology annotation, biological process: TOR signaling; cellular response to starvation; cellular response to amino acid stimulus. Gene Ontology annotation, molecular function: protein-macromolecule adaptor activity; protein binding.